UUAUGCUUUAAUGAGACGUGGAGUUAAGAAAAAGUAGUCAAGUGUUGGAUCAUGCAACGGUACUGGCUGUGCCGCAACAUGAAACGCUAUCCUCUCGUGCAUAAGAUACGGCGUUAUUAUGUUGAUUGAAUUUCUGAUAGAUAACAAGACAGGGGUAGAUGCAAAAGUUUGUUUUAUUCAUUAUCCCUGUUUAAUAUCUAUGUAUCCUUACUGCUUUUAUCCGUUCAGAUAGAGCAUAAUGGCCAAUCUUGUUUUUGACAUUUUUAAAUAUAUAUAUAGCCUAUAUAUUAAAGGACUUAAUACAUAAUAGUAUGUUUGUUCAUAUAUUGUUUAUAAGAAAACUAGGCUACCUGUCCCAACGUUUCGAGAAUAAAUAGGUUUGGCGAAUUCAAUAAGACCUGAAGAACACGAAACUUGAGAUCAUCGUUUAGGUUUACCGUGUAGAGUCUAGCCUUCCCUUGAAAUAGAUAAACUACUAAAGAAGAGCAGAUAAAGUCUUCUUCAUUUUCAACAUAAAUUAUAGUUCUGGGUCACUUUUGGAAACAAUAAGAAAAAACUUUUAAACUACUUCAUCACUACUAAUGAAUACGGUUUUUACUUUUUUUGUCAUGUCCUAAUUGACUUUGUAAUAAUGCAUUUUAAUAUUAAAAUGUUUUGUUAGUCUGUGUGCAUGUAGCCAUAUAUAUUUUUGAAUGUUAUAUUUUCAUGUAUGAUUAAACUUAUUUUAUAUUUGAACCAUAGUUUAUACCUAUUUGAAAAAGGAGGGAAAUGUCAGCUAUUCAUUCUUGAAGUUUGCCAAGUUGUGUGUUCUCUCUCUUAUGUUUAUAUCACAGAGAGAAAGAAUGAGAUGUGUUUCUAAUGGUCUAUGCUUUCCGCUUACACUGGCAUCAAAAGCGUCUCGAGCGCUUUAUGUAGGCGAAUACGCCAUCUAGUGCAAAACUGUUGUAACGUCAUAAAAAGGUAGACGAGAAAUGAUGGAUUAUAUGUAGUUGCUGCUGUUUUACGAGUAUCCUCCUCUGCCAACAUUUUUAGUGAAAAAUGUAAGAUCACGUACAGUUUAUACAGUAAACGUAUACAUUUGAGCCUGAUAAGUUUUUAAUGUUUGACACCCUCAGGAUGUUUCCAAUUCCUAAGAAAGUUCCCGGAAAAACACUCAAUCUCUACUAACAUAUCAGUGGCAAAUCUUAGAUAAUAUUUCCAGUUCGUCAAUGCCUGCCCUUUCUCCUGUUACGAGAAAAGACGCAACUUAUACAUAAAUUAUUACAGCGCUAAUGUUUAAUUUGUCUUCUGCCUUUCAGCUUCAGAGCCUCAUUCACAACACAAUCAUGUGAACUACAAAGCUUGUUAGUAUUUGAACAGCACCUCAGAAUAGUUAACUUAUUUAUUAGUAGUGUUUAAUUGAUUGUUGCUUUGUUUUCUAGAGAUAAUGUAGAUCGACGUAGAUUGCUUUGGUAGUUUGGGGAAUUUGUGAUUUAUUUAAAAUAUAGCCUAGCAGCUUUGAAUUCCAAGGGAGUGUAAACUAAGUUUCAAAGUCUAGGGCCAUAAAAUUGGGGUAACUUUUCCACAGAGACAUUUCAUUGCAGCCCUAAUCUGCAGGUGCACAAAGAAGGAAAAGACAAAUGUUUCUCAAAAUGUGCUUAUGCGCUAGUUAGUGUUCCCAAUUUUGGCCUAUUUGUUAGAGCUUGUGAUUAGGGAUUUCGUUAUGGUUAGACAAGAUCGAGUACUGUUAUGCUUUAAGGUUCAAUUCUUGAACAAGCACCAGUUGAGUAAACAUACAGUAAGUUAUUUUGAAGUUGCUUCUUGUUUGAUCAGAUGUAACCAUUAUGGAUCGCAUGUUUUAAUGUGUAUCAAAGUCCGAAUGAUAAUUAGCAGGUGAGACACCUGUGUGAGCUUAGGUGAUGCACACCACACUGUUCAUGUCAUUGAAGUAUAGAGAAGCAAUCAGAAAUCUUUUUGUUAUUCUACAAAGCCUUCAUCUUCAAUCCUUUGUUGAUCCUUUUAUAUAUUUAAUUACACAUUGUUAAAUGUCUUCGCAUCUUAGACCUUUCUCCUUUUUCUAUAGAGUGCGAGGACUAAUAUAAAAGUGUCUGUUACCACUAUACUUUCAAGUUGGAGGAGCUUUAUAUAUCUGUCAUCACUGGAUUUCUUUACUAAUCCCUCUGUGGCAUGGAGACUUAAGCAAAUACAGUUGUGGGGGUAUCGGGAUCACGGAGACCAAACUAUCCUGUCCUACCUGCCCCCUCUCCAAACAAUUGAGCAGGUGCAAUGUGCUCUUUCUCGCCAAACCAAAGAGCUGCCACUCAUGUCCAACCGAGGUACAAUCAUGUUUUACAGUAAAAGAUGUUUCGACGUGCUCUUGCCAAGCCCCGAGCACAUGGAUCAAAUACAGCUGUGUGAAUGUAGUAUGUCAUCAAGCCUUCUGUAUAUGUUGUUUUGAGGUAGAGAGUUCACUAAAGGUUGCAUGCAUUCUCAUAAGAUAGGUUUGAUUGAUGUAAACCUUGUUUGUAGAAUAUUCAAUGACUUAAAAUGAAUCUGGCUUCAAAGGUGGUAGAAAAAAAAGGCAUAAAUUAGCUUUGACAAUCGAAUGGGGUUCGUUUUGCAUUAAAGUCUUCAUUUUAGAUAUUUAAACACACCUGAAAGAGUGAUUAGAUUCUUUACAUAAAGCUUAUUAGCACAUUACCACUUUGCUCCUCUGACCCAUGAAAAACCGCUCCCUGUACUCCCAUAUGUACACAAAUGCACGCAUCGUGUUUGCACAUCGUAUGUUGACAGGAUAUUGAAAUUGCACGCAAUUCGAACACAAACACGGUCAACAUAUUAGCGCAGAACAAACACAUCUGUCCAGGUAAUCUUGUCUUCUCGCUCUGCUUUGAAUGAGACAGAAGGUCUCGGUUAUUGCCAACUCAGUCCCAGAGCAAUAAAGUGAUUCAUUGUCUAGAUUACGUUUUAAGAGGAAGUUGAUUGAGAGCAUAAUCCAUAUUGAUUCUCUUGAUGGAAACAGGAAAUAGCAGAGUUAGAAAUAAAAUCGUUUGUUGUUCCCACUGAGAAGGGACCCCAGAGGAAAAUGGAAAGCAAUUGUGAGCUGAUGAGUGGCACUGCCCCUAGCAUCGCUUCUUCCAGCCUCACCGCCCUUUUCCUCUCAUCCCCCUCGGAGACCAGCCAGAGACGUCAUUAGGGUUGUUGUGCUCCUGGUCUCCGCCCCCUGCUACACAUCGGUGCUCUAGUCUAAUUAGGAGGUAAAGAUACAAUUUAGUCAAUGUUGUUACCUGAAGGCCUUCUCCUUUGACAAUAACUGACCAUCAUCUCACUGUGACGUGAAGCCGGUUGGCGCACCUCUGAUGUAUUUAAAGUUGCCAGUAGGAAUCGGAUGAGAGAUGGCAUCCGUGCUCCACCUGCUGUCAGGAAGGGCAAGAGAAGGGAUUUGGUUGUCAGCAUGACUGAUGCUGGUAUCUCAUUCAGAGGCUUCUGUAAUAUAUAUAAAUACCUCUCUCAUUAGGGAGCCGACAGAUGUUUGUUAAUUGGGAUCAUCCUGAAACUGGGGCGGUUAGUGGGCUGUGUGUGUGUGUAAACCCACAUUAAGGUUGUCGUGAGAGCAGCGACGCUGACAGUGAUCCAUCCAUCCUUACAGACGUGACAUAUCUGGAGGAAUUUCGAAUAAAAUAAAUAAGCCAGAAUUAUUGAAUAAUCCACAGACAGGCACUUUAAAUUCCUUGCUAUAUUCGGCCGAGGUAAUUGCUGACAAUGUAAGAAGCUUUUUUCCAUUACUGGGAAAGCUGACAGACUGAAGUAUCUUUUCAUGCCUGCAGAAGCAGCUUGUACACACAUUUUGUGCAGCGCCUGAUUUGAUUAGGAUUGAUCUGUUCUCCACAGCUGUAUCCUCAGCUUUUUUCCAUGCUUGUUUUUGACCAUUUGCGAGAGGAGAUUAAAGAUGCCCCCACCUCAUCUCCCUUGCCAAACGCACACAUUGGCACAUACACCCUCACACACAAAUGCACACGUACCCCUCGUGGACCGCAACGUCACUGAGCAAAGGGACUUUGAGCUCAUUAAGCAGAGGGCUGUGAUAUUCUGAAUCGAGACUGUGGGACUCCCAGCCGGCCUAUUUAUAGAAAGCACAUCUCCAUGGCAGUCAUCGCUGCGCUAGCAAAUCGCAGCCGUGGCCCCAGACACCAAUUAAGAAUGAAACAAAUGCCUUUUAGACUGGGCGUGUCCCUCCUUCUCUCCUGUACUGCCUUCUGCUCUGAGAGCGGCGGUCCCUCCCUCUGCCUCGUCCUGAGGCGGAGCGGGGCACCGGUAGGACGGCAGCAAGCGGAGAACUGGCGAAGCCUUGCUGCGGAUCUGGAUAUUUUUAAAUGCCCCCCAUCCCCCACCUCACCCUCCUUAGAAAAGUGAGAGUGAUGCUUAUCUAUUUUUUGGUUGUUGUUGUUUAUGAAUGCUCCCCGGCCCAUUCAUAUGCACUGGGAUGCCAUUGGAUGCAAUGAAUUGCAGUGACUCAUAGAGGGACUUCGGAGAGUUCCAACAGGUUAGAAGAGUGAUGACCAUCCUGUUCGUUACUAUGGUUAUUUCAUACUUCAGUUGCAUGAGAGCUGCGCCCAUGAGAGAGAUCCCGGGUGUGCAGGGGGGCCACCGGGCUGAAGGCUACCUGGGCGCUGCUGCCGCGGCGGCCGCCGCAGCCGCCGUCACAUCGGGCAGCCGGGGCCACGGGACUCCACAGAGCGGUGGGGGGUUGCCCUCGCUCACGGACACUUUCGAGCAGGUGAUCGAGGAGUUGCUUGAGGUGGAAGGGGAGGCAACGCAGCAACUGGGCCCCGGGGCCGACCAGGGCCAAGGAGGGGGUGGUCCCGCAGCAGCGGUCGCAGCGAACUCGAAGGACGUUGACCUGUAUGCCUCGCGGGUGAUGAUCAGCAACCAAGUGCCUUUGGAGCCGCCGUUACUCUUUCUCUUGGAGGAAUACAAAAACUACCUGGACGCCGCCAACAUGUCGAUGCGCGUGCGGCGGCACUCGGACCCCGCGCGGCGAGGGGAGCUCAGCGUUUGUGACAGUAUUAGCCAGUGGGUGACAGCUGUGGACAAAAAGACGGCCAUAGAUAUGUCGGGCCAGACAGUCACCGUUCUGGAGAAGGUCCCCGUGACUAACGGUCAGCUGAAGCAAUACUUUUACGAGACCAAAUGCAACCCCUUAGGGUACACAAAGGAGGGCUGCCGAGGAAUAGACAAGCGGCACUAUAACUCACAAUGCCGGACAACCCAGUCUUACGUGCGAGCCCUUACCAUGGAUAGCAAAAGGAAGAUCGGCUGGCGGUUUAUACGGAUAGACACUUCGUGUGUAUGCACAUUGACCAUAAAGAGGGGCAGAUAGUGUACACAAUGUAUAGAUUUUAUUGAGAGUUCUAAAAAAGAGAAAGAGAAAAGAGAAAAUAUCUAUUUGUAUAUAUACAUAACAGGGUAACUUAUUCCGUCAGAUGAAAAUUUUAUGGACUGCAUGUAAAAAAGAUGAAGUUUAUACAGUAAAAGUGAUACUACAGUCUAUUUAUUGAACAUAUUCAUGACCUUGUAAACAAUUAAAAAAAGAUCUGAUCAGUCAUUUGCGCCCAGUUCAAAUUACUAUAUCACAUUCCUCAAAACAUUGUGUUUUUUACGUUGCCAAGAUUUUGAGAGAUGAGGAGAGGAGGGGUGAGGAAGAAUUACGUUCAAGAAAAAAAAAAGAAAAAACUUGCAUGCUGCUUCAAUCGUGAAUUGAGAAACUGUCCACUUUGGGAAAACAAGUGAUUUCCGACCAAAACAUUCCGUUUACAUUCUCAACCGUAACAGGAUUUCCUCCUCUAAGUACUCUUGUCUGUUUACUAUCCUCAAUUUCUCAAGGUAAUGUUGGAAAUACAUACUAUGUAAAGGUGCUGUUGUCAAAGCUUUGCUGUUUAUUUUUUUAUCCCCACAAGAUGAAAAAAAAUAUAUAAAAAUAUAUAUAAAAUUUA
Molecule: messenger RNA, 5972 nt
Organism: Misgurnus anguillicaudatus (oriental weatherfish)
Lineage: Eukaryota; Metazoa; Chordata; Actinopteri; Cypriniformes; Cobitidae
Gene: bdnf
Product: brain-derived neurotrophic factor
Biological process (GO): positive regulation of peptidyl-serine phosphorylation; modulation of chemical synaptic transmission; neuron projection morphogenesis
Cellular component (GO): axon; synaptic vesicle; dendrite
Molecular function (GO): nerve growth factor receptor binding; growth factor activity
Source: RefSeq, a predicted model, not a curated record